Molecule: messenger RNA, 276 nt
Organism: Rhizopus microsporus ATCC 52813
Lineage: Eukaryota; Fungi; Mucoromycota; Mucoromycetes; Mucorales; Rhizopodaceae
Exons: 6
Coding region: 1-276 (91 amino acids)
Biological process (GO): mitochondrial respiratory chain complex IV assembly
Cellular component (GO): mitochondrion; mitochondrial inner membrane
Source: RefSeq, a predicted model, not a curated record
AUGGCUUGUAACAAUGCCUUAAAGACAAUCAAGUUGGAAGAUUUCAAAGACAUCAACAAGAUCCCUUGUUCUCGUAAUGCAUUACUUUAUGGAAUAGCUGCUGGUGUAGCCAUGGGCGCUGUUCGUUUCAUGUCUAAACGUAUGAUACCAACAUCUGCCAACUGGGCCGUUGGUACAUUCUGCGGUGUAUCUGCUAUCUCAUUCGAGAUGUGCCAAAUGGACAGACGUCAAAAACUUGAAAAGUUGCGCAUGAUUAGGAAAAAAUGGGGCCUUUGA